AUGGGCAGACUUUUCACCAUCAGUCUGGCUGCUUUUGCAGCUACUGGGUCGUUUCUCUUUGGAUACGAUUCCGGUGUGAUGACCGAUGUUAUUGCGAGUCCUAACUUCCUUGCCUUCUUCAAUACCACCAAAACAUCCGCCAUUAUCGGUGCCAUUAACAGUACAUUCAAUGGAGGCGCCGCCAUUGGGGCCCUUCAGGGAGGUCUGACGAUGGAUCGGUUCGGGCGUAAAUUCACCAUCCAGAUGGGUGCUCUUAUCUGUCUCGUCGGUGCUAUUCUUCAGGCUUCGGCACGAAACCUGGCCAUGAUUCUGGUCGGCCGUAUCCUGGCAGGCUGGGCCGUCGGUCUCAUGUCCAUGUCCGUGCCCGUCUACCAGGCCGAGUGUGCCCACCCUCGCUCUCGUGGUUUGAUUGUUGGACUGGCGCAACAGAUGAUUGGUGUCGGUUUUAUCGUCAGCACAUGGGUCGGUUACGGAUCACUCCACGCAAAAGACUCGAGCUCGUUCCAAUGGCGAUUCCCCUUGGCAUUUCAGGCCGUGCCUGCUCUGCUUCUCGUUGUCGGCAUGUUCUUCAUGCCAGAGUCCCCUCGAUACUUGGUCGAGUCCGAGAAGUAUGACGAGGCACUGAGGAUUUUGAAGAAAUUGCACUACGACGGUACCAAUGACGACUGGAUUCAGAACGAAUACACCGAGAUCAGGACGACCAUUGAUGCCGAGAAGGCUGUUACUGCUCCUGGCUGGCUCAUCAUGUUCCAAGUUCCUCAAUGGCGGACCAGAUUACUUCAUGGUGUCGCCGUGCAGGUCUUUACUCAAUUUACUGGUGUCAACGUGAUCGGCUACUAUCAAACGAUUAUGUAUGAGGCGCUUGGUAUCACCGGGAACAGAGCCACCCUGGUCGCCGGUAUUUACAACUGCGUCGGUCCUCUCGCGAACUUGGUCUUCAUUGUCUUCAUCCUCGACAGAGUAGGACGACGCAAGCCGAUGAUGUUUGGUGCUAUCGGGAUUUCCAUUGCCUUGAUCUGUGAAGCAGCAUUGAACUCGCAGAAUGAGGAUGGUAGCCGCCAUGGCUACAGUAUAGGUGGUGUUGCAUUCCUCUUCUGCGUGACGAUCAUCUUUUCCCUGUCCUUUGGCCCUUGCAGUUGGGUCUACAUGUCCGAGGUCAUGCCUAUGCAGAUUCGCGGUAAAGGAAACGCCUUUGCGACAGGUGUCGGUAACUGGACCGUAGCUACUCUCUGGGCCCAAGUCUCUCCCAUUGCUCUGGGUAAGAUUGGAUGGAAGUUCUACUUCGUCUUUGUAGCAUGGAACCUUUGUGUUACCCUGCCGGUCAUCUACUUCUUCUUCAAGGAGACCAAGCAGAAGUCCCUGGAAGAGAUUGAUUUACUCUUCGGCGGCCGCGCCCUGGGCACUCUGCCCGAGGAUGUGGCCGAGAAGGCCGAGGAAACCGCUACACGCACCGCCGACCCCUCCCCCACAGGCCCAGAAUCCACCCUCUCCAAAUGCCCCACAAUCAUCCCCAGAUACUCCCCCGCCCGCGGCGUCAAAUCCUCAAUCCCAGGGACCUUAGCCCUAUCGUCCCAGAGCCGCAACAUGACCAUCUCAUCGCGCAGCGGAUCGGCCUCAAACGCCGCCAGCUCCGCCCCCGAAAACGGACCCCCCUGGAACUCAAGCGACCUCUUCGACGCAGACGAGAGCGAAGCGUAUUUCCUACCAUUGCUCCCGUCCAUCGCCAUUGACUACUACUGCACACACGUACCGCUUCGCCGGGACAUGGCUCCGGACCAAUCUACAGACAUUCUCGCUGAAGCCCAGGGCGCGGAGGUACUCCGCGCCGAGGGUCUCGUGGCCGAUGCGGCCGAUGGACUGGGUGGAGUUGUUCGGUUGCAUGCGGAUCUGGAUCUCGCGCGUUUAGUCGAGGGGGAUGAUUUGGCCGAUGUCGUGGAGGAGCGCGGCGAGGAUGAGUUCGUCGGUGGCUCCUUUGCGGUGGAAGGUCAGGUUGGGCUGGGCUGCGGAUUAGGGAUACGUGGUGGGUUGGAGUACUGA
This is a messenger RNA of Aspergillus thermomutatus, 2037 nucleotides long. RefSeq names its product sugar porter family MFS transporter. Gene Ontology annotation, cellular component: membrane. The transcript has 9 exons. Lineage: Eukaryota; Fungi; Ascomycota; Eurotiomycetes; Eurotiales; Aspergillaceae. The record is from RefSeq and is a predicted model, not a curated record. Gene Ontology annotation, molecular function: carbohydrate:proton symporter activity. The coding region runs from base 1 to 2037 and encodes 678 amino acids. Gene Ontology annotation, biological process: transmembrane transport; carbohydrate transport.